Messenger RNA from Ananas comosus (pineapple), 1451 nucleotides. RefSeq names its product probable protein ABIL1. Bases 161 to 1054 code for a protein of 297 amino acids. The transcript has 9 exons. NCBI's taxonomy places the organism in Eukaryota, Viridiplantae, Streptophyta, Magnoliopsida, Poales, Bromeliaceae. The record is from RefSeq and is a predicted model, not a curated record.
UCCCUCUUUUUCUCUUCCUUCUUAAAACCUCUCUUGCCCCCCAUUUUUCCAAAAAUAAAAUAAAACCAAAAAAAUUUUAAAAAAAACGCAAAAACUAAAAGAGAAAAUCUCCUCCCUCGUCGUCUCCGAUCUCGAAGCCGAAGCUUGGAGAAGAGAAAGGAUGCAGCAAUGGCGGCCGGAGAGCUCCGCCAUGACCUUCGACGAGGUCUCCAUGGAGCGGAGCAAGAGCUUCGUCAAAGCUCUACAGGAACUAAAGAACCUGCGGCCUCAGCUUUACUCUGCUGCAGAAUACUGUGAAAAGUCUUACCUUCACACCGAACAGAAGCAGAUGGUGUUGGACAAUCUUAAAGAUUAUGCUGUCCGAGCCCUUGUCAAUGCUGUUGAUCACCUUGGCACUGUCGCUUACAAACUGACAGACCUGUUUGAACAGCAGGCCUCUGAGAUCUCGACUUUGGAGCUCAAUGUGACGUGUCUGAAUCAGAGAAUCCUCACUUGCCAAAGUUACACCGAUAAGGAAGGUUUAAGGCAGCAGCUGAUGCUGGUAACAGCACCAAGACAUCACAAGCACUAUAUCCUACCAAAUUCCGCUAAUAGAAGGAUGCAGAACAUUCAAUACGGCCAAACAAAUGCUCAAGCAACACCUCAGCCAUACCCAGUAGGUUCCCCUGCAUCAAAAACUCUUUCUUGGCAUCUAGCCUCAGAAAAUCACUCUGCAUCAAAUGGAGCAUCGCAGGCAGCACCAAAUGGAGGAGAGAACAGAAAACCUAAAAUCACUUCUGAAGCCUUUCAUCUUCUGGGUAAGGAAGAGGCUGGCGCACGAUCGCCCUUGCCAAGGCACCUUCAGUCUACUAAUGGGAAUCUUGCUUCUGUUUUGACCGGGCAAAGGCUUGUUCUGAGGGAAAAUUUGGAGGCCGGGAAGCAAUUAUCAGCUUACAGAUCCUUUGAGAAUACAGGACGUCAAAUUCAACAGGCUCCUGCACGCAGUAAGAGCAUGUUGGCUGCUUUCUUUGUGAAGCACAAAUCCUCAAAGCUGAAAAAGAUCUCCGUCUUAUGAUCAGAGAAUUCCUCGUUUGCGGCAUAAUAUUCUCGCAACCUCAUGCUUAUAUGUAUUCCAUCUUCUACUGAUUGUGUAUAUCACCUCCUAGCUGGUACAAAUUCUAAGUUGUUAUGAUUAUUUGUCACCUUCUAUGUGAACCGUUGAAGCAUUACCCGAUGAGAAGAGUCUUAUUGAUCUACCGGAAAAAGCACUUCUGUCAAAAUCAGCUUCAUGCAGGUCCUGCUCUAGAGCUCUGAUAAUAGUAUAAAUCCACUAGUCAUGCCCUGAUUGUAAGGGAGUGUUUUGGUUCUCUGUAAUAUAAGCAUCUUGUGCCGAAACUCUGGUUUCCAUGUAGCAGAAUUUUGUUUUUCAAAACGGAUCUUAUGUUCAGAAUAUUCAGAUACUCUUUUUCUGA